Molecule: messenger RNA, 806 nt
Organism: Phragmites australis (common reed)
Lineage: Eukaryota; Viridiplantae; Streptophyta; Magnoliopsida; Poales; Poaceae
Product: peptide methionine sulfoxide reductase A2-1
Exons: 2
Coding region: 103-660 (185 amino acids)
Biological process (GO): cellular response to oxidative stress
Cellular component (GO): cytoplasm
Molecular function (GO): peptide-methionine (S)-S-oxide reductase activity
Source: RefSeq, a predicted model, not a curated record
AAACCAGAGCCGAUCCAUCGUCAGAGCCUUGAUUAAGUCCACCCUACAGCCAAAGCCACCCAACAGAUCGAUCGACCACCGCGGGCCCGCUCCUAGAUCGCCAUGGCCACCGAUGUCGCGGCGAACCCGGCCCUGGCGCCGGACACGGACGCGCCGGCCGGCGAGGGCCUGGAGCUGGCGCAGUUCGCGGCGGGGUGCUUCUGGAGUGUGGAGCUCGGGUACCAGCGCCUGCCCGGUGUGGCGCGCACGGAGGUGGGAUACUCGCAGGGCCACCGCGACGCGCCCACCUACCGCGACGUCUGCGGCGGCGGCACGGGCCACGCCGAGGUGGUGCGCGUGCACUACGACCCCAAGGCGUGCCCCUACGACGUGCUCCUCGACGUCUUCUGGGCAAAGCACAACCCCACCACGCUCAACAGACAGGGCAACGACGUCGGGACGCAGUACCGGUCGGGCAUUUACUACUACACAGCAGAGCAGGAGAAGCUGGCACAGGAGUCGCUGGCGGCGAAGCAAAACGAGUGGAAGGAGACGAUCGUUACCGAGGUCCUGCCGGCGAGGCGGUUCUACCCCGCCGAGGAGUACCACCAGCAGUACCUCGAGAAGGGCGGGCAGUCUGCCAAGAAGAGCUGCAGCGACCCCAUCCGCUGCUACGGUUGAAUCCAGGCCGGCCGGCCGGCCGGCCGGCGGCGGCGGCGCGGCAUAUAUGUACCAAGUAUGUUUGUGUUGGAAUAAGCGCAUGGAUUGUGAAAGUUCCGGUUAAGACUUGAGAACAAUGGUAUUUGCAUGAUGGGGGUCGGUCAGUA